Molecule: messenger RNA, 2802 nt
Organism: Rhinichthys klamathensis goyatoka
Lineage: Eukaryota; Metazoa; Chordata; Actinopteri; Cypriniformes; Leuciscidae
Gene: gnai2a
Product: guanine nucleotide binding protein (G protein), alpha inhibiting activity polypeptide 2a
Exons: 8
Coding region: 695-1762 (355 amino acids)
Biological process (GO): adenylate cyclase-modulating G protein-coupled receptor signaling pathway; gamma-aminobutyric acid signaling pathway
Cellular component (GO): heterotrimeric G-protein complex
Molecular function (GO): G protein-coupled receptor binding; G-protein beta/gamma-subunit complex binding; GTPase activity
Source: RefSeq, a predicted model, not a curated record
ACAGUUCUAAACUGUCUUCUGCUGUGUGGCAGAGAGCAACUUCUCAGCAGACUGGGGUGUGGCGGCUUUGAGAACACUGAACGAAAUCAGAGACCGUUCAACGUUAGCUGCCUAACGGCGCAUAUUAUUCAAAACCAUCGGCGAUCACUGAAAGGACUAACGUUAACCGAGGAAAACACCGGGAUUUUUGCAUUUUCUGAUUCAUUCAGUUUCGCCGAGUUGUCUUAUCGAUCGGCUUCCUUUUAUAUACAUGAGCACAAGGGGUUGAUCUCAACUUUUUUUGCUAACUUUUUUUUUGGAUAUGUGGAUAUAAGUUUUUUUUCCCUCCCUAUUCGCGUGAUGUAAAACUCCAGCGUCUGGCUACUUGGUUUCUCCUGGGAGCCUUAAACGUCAACAAUUUCCAGGUGUUGCUCUGAUCUCAGUCAAAUAUAACGUUAUAAAUUAUAUCUUUCUCCCAACCCCCCAGACGUCUUUUGAAAGAUUAUUCGGGCGCAUAAAAACAUCAGUUUUGGAUCUACUAGUGUCUUAAGGACAUUUCCUUUCCCUGGCAGUUUUUUUUUCAAAGCCAAAAGAGGAAGUUAGUCACGGAAGACUAUUUAAAAAACACAGUCGCUUUAAAAGGGUAAUACCUUUUAUUUUUUUCUCCUAAAUCUAUACUCAUAAAUCCGUAGCCCUGAAGCGCGCAUUCGGAACCAUGGGCUGUACCGUGAGCCAGGAAGAUAAAGCCGCGGCCGAGCGAUCCAAAAUGAUUGACAGGAAUCUGCGCGAGGACGGCGAGAAAGCCGCCAAAGAAGUGAAGCUGCUGCUGUUGGGUGCUGGAGAAUCGGGGAAGAGCACCAUCGUAAAACAGAUGAAGAUUAUCCAUGAGGAUGGCUACUCGGAGGAAGAGUGCAAGCAGUAUCGAGCGGUGGUCUACAGUAACACCAUCCAGUCCAUCAUGGCCAUCAUUAAAGCCAUGAGCAACCUCAAGAUUGAAUAUGACGACAGUGGCAGAGCGGAUGAUGCCCGUCAGUUGUUUGCCCUGUCCGGGGCGGCAGAAGAACAGGGCAUUCUGCCUGAUGACCUGUCAAAUGUCAUCACCAGACUGUGGGCUGAUGGAGGGGUACAGAGCUGCUUCACCCGUGCCAGAGAGUACCAGCUCAACGACUCCGCUGCAUAUUAUCUGAAUGACAUGGAGAGGAUAGCCAAAGCAGACUACAUCCCAACCCAGCAGGACGUCCUGAGGACCAGAGUGAAGACCACUGGCAUCGUAGAGACACAUUUCACCUUCAAAGACCUACACUUCAAGAUGUUUGAUGUCGGCGGCCAGCGUUCAGAGAGGAAGAAGUGGAUCCACUGUUUCGAAGGUGUGACGGCCAUUAUCUUCUGUGUGGCCAUGAGUGCGUACGACCUGGUGCUGGCUGAGGAUGAAGAAAUGAAUCGAAUGCACGAGAGCAUGAAGCUCUUCGACAGCAUCUGCAACAACAAGUGGUUCACCGAGACCUCCAUCAUUCUCUUCCUCAACAAGAAAGACCUGUUUGAGCAGAAGAUCAUACACAGCCCCUUGACCAUCUGCUUCCCUGAGUAUGCAGGUGCCAACAACUACGACGAGGCCGCCGAGUACAUCCGCAGCAAGUUCGAGGACCUGAACAAGAAGAAAGAAACCAAGGAGAUUUACCCUCACUUCACCUGUGCCACAGACACCAAGAACGUGCAGUUCGUUUUCGACGCUGUCACCGACGUCAUCAUCAAAAACAACCUGAAGGAUUGUGGGCUCUUCUAGAGCACAAAAACAGGAAGGUGAGUCGAGGUAAGAAAUGCACAAAAACCAGUGUCCUGUCUUGUUAUACUACUUUGCUUGGCAUUCUAACUUAUUUCUCUUCCUCUUUUAGAUUACUUGAAACAGUUUUGAUGACCAGAGGAAGCAGGGGUGGAAUACGUCCCGGGCAUCUGCUCUGGCCAACCACGACGACUGAUUGCUCAGAGGAGCCCGACACAAUUUCAAUGAUUGCCAACAACCUUAGCCUCUGUCCUCCCUCCCUCCGGACACCGUCCCAUCAUUGUGUUUGACAUUUAAUAUCUGUAUUAAUAACUCCUUGGGCUACGACACAAAUCGCCAACUGUUGUAUUAUCCAUUGUCCAUUUGUGUUGUUUAUUUUCUCUCCUUUUGUUCAUUUUUUUUUCCUUCCCCUCCCGAGUAAUAGCAGAGGCAACAAAAUGUUUUAUAUGAUACUUUCAUUUUACUCUAGGGAAUAUGAUUUGCAAAUUUUAUUCAACUUUUAAUUGCAUAAUGCUUAUUUUUUAAACUACCAGCAGGCAUUGGAUAUAGAGUAUGAUUGAAAAAGGAAAGCGCUUUUUUUAUGAUGUUUACAUGACGUCCUUGUUGAUAGCAAAAUGGAAAGUUUUCCUGCAUGAUAGAAGAUAGCAAAUAUAUCAAUACAAGUAAUCAGUUCACAUCAGCGUAACAUUCCUUUUUAAAAUUAAAUUAAAAAAAAGUACAAAAACAACAAAAAACUUUUAAAAAAGCACAAAAAAAGCUUCACAAAUGGAGAAAGAACUGCUAAAAUGUAACUGAUAUUUAAAGUAUGUACGUAACAGUAUCUAACAAUCUUUUUCCUUCUUUUCUAUCUUCUCAUUCCUCUUUCUAGCAUUCUGUUUGUGCCUUGACUUCCGUUUACAAUGGACUUUAUUCUGUCCCCCAGUUGUCCUACUGUACGUAAACAUUUCUGCUCCAGAAAUUUCACACCAUGUAAGAAUAAAUAGUGAUUAAUAAUGGAAAUCUAAUUGAGAAAAAGGGUAGUGUUUUUUUGUUUUGUUUUUUGU